AUGACAUCCUGCUCCUGCAGACAAACAGAGAUCGGACUGAGGAAAGAUGAGUGGGAACCCUCCAAGAACGCUCAGGUUUCUGGGCAAUAUGAAAAGAUUUGUCCAGGGCAUUCAGCUCUGACAGAGUUUCCCAUGUUCGGCAUUGCAGCGGAAUGGGAUGUUGACCCUGUGACGAUGACGGCGGGCAAACGUAUCACGGGUGCUGCGAUGACUCGAACGUACUUCAUCUUCCUGCUGAUGAGUAACGCUGCUUCAGUCUCCACACAGUUCAAUGGAUACAACUGUGACGCCAACUACCACAGCAGGUUUCCUGGCGAGCGGGACAUCAGUGUGUACUGCGGGGUCCAGACCAUCACCUUAAAGAUCAACUUCUGCCCGGUGCUUUUCUCUGGCUACACGGACGCAGACUUGGCUCUGAACGGUCACCACGGUGACACCCAGUGCCGUGGCUUCGUGAACAACAACACCUUCCCCACGGCGGUCCUGUUCAGCAUCAGCCUCAGCACUCUGGAGGCCUGUGGCAACAGCCUGGUGGUGAGCACAGCCUAUGGGGCCAAUGCCUAUGGGAACAUGUCUCUGGUACAAAUUGGGAACAUCUCAGGCUUUAUCGACACCCCUGACCCGCCAGCUAUAAUCAGCUACCUGCCCAGCUUGUUGUAUAAAUUCAGCUGCAGCUACCCACUGGAGUACCUGGUCAAUAACUCACAGCUGGCGUCCUCCUCUGCUGCUGUAUCUGUCAAGGACAGCAACGGCACAUUUGUGAGCACGCUGAGUAUGAUCCUGUACAAUGAUUCAACAUACAAUCAGCCUCUGUCUAUUCCAAUGGCCGGACUGGCUCUGAAAACCAGAGUAUUUGCUGCUGUCAAAGCCACAAACUUAGACAAAAGGUGGAACAUCUUGAUGGACUACUGUUACACAACCCCCUCAGGGAAUCCUAAUGAUGAGCUCCGCUAUGACCUUUUCUUUGGCUGCUAUAAGGACCCGCAGACGACAGUUUUCGAGAAUGGGAAGAGUCAGAUGGGGCGUUUUUCCUUUGAAGUUUUCCGUUUUGUCAAACACAGAAACCAGAAGAUGUCGACUGUGUUUUUGCACUGCGUCACCAAGCUUUGUCGGGCCGACGACUGCAUCAUGCUCAUGCCAAUUUGUGGGCGGCGGCGCAGGCGAGAUGGAGAGGAGAGUCCCGUGUCCCCACCAGCAGCAUCUGGGAACGCAGUUAUCACUGCAGGACCAAUCAUCACCAGGAGUGAUGAAACUCCUGCCAACAACUCCAAGAUUGCAUCCGGAGACUCCUCCCAGCCAAUGAACCCAGUGACCAGUGCUCUGAUCUCAGGCGUGGUCAUCCUGGGCGGGGUCAGUGUGGGCUUCUUCCUGCUGUCACUUCACCUCCUGCAGAAGUCCCGCCUCCCACUGAGCUCGACCUCAGGUGUUUGGAACCCCAGCUUUAAAUGAACUAACACUGUUCACAGUAACAUCUUUGGGUAAUUCUUUCUACUACAGCCCGUGAUUUACAGGGUGAUUUCGCUGUUUUGGGUUCAGGGUCAAGUUCUUGUGACAUGCUUAUUAGUUGCUAACUGAUACUUGAUUAUAGGUUACGUGGAAGAAAACAUGACAAUGAGGAACAAGGGAGUAAUAUAAUAUACAAUGAGAUCAAUAAAGUUCCAUUUGAAAAGUGUUCUCAGACUUUGGGCUUUUGGCCUCAGACACAUACACAUGACACAAAUGUAUGAUUGUGUCCAUAGAACAAACUUGUUUCCUAAAAAACACAAAGAGCUGAACAUAGUUUAAAGCAUUUAAACAAUACAUACAGGUGUGACAUCCACAAAUGAUUAGAUAUACUGUAACAGUAUUGAUAAUAUGCACUAAGUAGUAAAACUGGGAAAUUUUAGAGGAAAGGAGAAAUUGAUUAUAUUCUUACCAAUAGAAGUUACAGUAAUGGGAGAUGAGAUGAUGAAGUUUGGGACAACCUUACAUUUACUGU
This is a messenger RNA of Scophthalmus maximus (turbot), 1978 nucleotides long. It is a transcript of the gene zpld1b, whose product is annotated as zona pellucida-like domain containing 1b. Gene Ontology annotation, cellular component: cell surface. The record is from RefSeq and is a predicted model, not a curated record. Lineage: Eukaryota; Metazoa; Chordata; Actinopteri; Pleuronectiformes; Scophthalmidae. The coding region runs from base 1 to 1449 and encodes 482 amino acids. The transcript is spliced from 12 exons.